Messenger RNA from Phycodurus eques (leafy seadragon), 7133 nucleotides. RefSeq names its product protein tyrosine phosphatase non-receptor type 11b (gene ptpn11b). Bases 86 to 1873 code for a protein of 595 amino acids. Gene Ontology annotation, biological process: protein dephosphorylation. The record is from RefSeq and is a predicted model, not a curated record. Lineage: Eukaryota; Metazoa; Chordata; Actinopteri; Syngnathiformes; Syngnathidae. The transcript has 16 exons. Gene Ontology annotation, molecular function: protein tyrosine phosphatase activity.
AGCCAAAUAGCCGGAGCUUCACAGUCAUUCUUGUGCGGGGCCGACAGCAACAUUUGCGGACUUGUGACAGCUCGGAGGGACUGCGAUGACAUCCCGGAGGUGGUUCCACCCCAACAUCACCGGAAUCGAAGCAGAGCAGCUCCUGUUGACCAGGGGUGUCCACGGCAGUUUCCUGGCCCGGCCCAGCAAGAGCAAUCCGGGGGAUUUCACCCUUUCAGUCAGGCGCAACGAUGAGGUGACCCACAUCAAGAUCCAGAACUCCGGGGACUGCUAUGACCUGUACGGGGGCGAGAAGUUCGCCACGCUGGCCGAGCUGGUGCAGUACUACACCGAACAACAGGACCUGCUGCGCGAGAGGAACGGCCAUGUCAUCGAGCUCAAGUACCCGCUCAACUGCAAAGACCCCACGUCUGAGAGGUGGUACCACGGCCACCUCUCUGGCCGAGACGCUGAGAAACUGCUCACAGAAAAAGGCAAGGCCGGCAGCUUCCUGGUUCGAGAGAGCCAGAGCAAACCGGGCGACUUUGUCCUCUCGGUUCUCACCCACGAGGAGAAGCACGAGAACGUCGACCGCAAGACCAAAGUCACCCACGUGAUGAUCCGCUACCAGCAGGAUGGUAAAUAUGACGUAGGCGGUGGCGAGAGGUUCGACACCCUGGCAGAUCUGGUGGAUCACUACAAAAAGAACCCCAUGGUGGAGAAGAGCGGCAUCGUAGUGCACCUCAAACAGCCCUUCAAUGCCACAAGGAUAAAUGCAGCUAACAUUGAGAAUCGAGUACGAGAGCUCAACAAGGUAGCAGACAAUUCAGAGAAGCCCAAACAAGGAUUUUGGGAAGAAUUUGAGGUACUUCAACAGCAAGAGUGCAAGCUGCUGUAUCCCCGGAAGGAAGGCAUGAAACCAGAAAACAAGAGUAAAAACAGAUACAAGAAUAUCCUCCCUUUUGACACGACUCGGGUUGAAAUUCGAGACGCAGAUCCAGAUGUUCCCGGUUCAGACUACAUCAACGCCAACUACAUUAGAGGCUCGCAGGAAGAGGGGCGCCAGGCGGACGACGACAAAUUCUUCAUCGCCACCCAAGGGUGCCUACAGAAUACUGUCAGUGACUUCUGGAAGAUGGUGCAUCAGGAGAACACGCACGUCAUCGUCAUGACCACGAAGGAGAUGGAGAGAGGACGGAACAAAUGCGUCUGUUACUGGCCCAACCUUCACGCCACCGUGGAGUUUGGAAGGGUGCUGGUGAGAAAUGUGGACGAGCGACCGUCUCAGGACUACAUCCUUCGGAAGUUGGAGGUGACCCGUCUGGACCGGGGAGAACCUCUGAGGUACAUCUGGCAUUACCAAUACCUGAGUUGGCCAGACCACGGAGUUCCCAACGAGCCCGGAGGAGUCCUUUGGUUUCUCGAGGAGAUCAACCGGACCCAGAGGACCAUUCCAGAAUCUGGUCCCAUUGUCGUCCACUGCAGUGCCGGCAUUGGAAGGACGGGCACCAUUAUCGUCAUUGACAUCCUCAUUGAUAUUAUUAACCGCCAAGGCCUUGAUUGUGAUAUUGACAUCCCGAAGAUCAUCCAGAGGGUGCGGCAGCAGCGGUCCGGCAUGGUACAGACAGAGGCCCAGUACAAAUUCAUCUACAUGGCCGUGCAGCAGUACAUAGACACAGCCCAGAAAAGACUGGAAGAAGAGCAGAGGAGUAAAAUGAAGGAGAGAGAGUACUCCAACAUCAAAUAUCCUCCCAUGGCCAACUCAAGGUCUAAACUCAACAUGGCGUCGUCACGCUCUUCGUCUGUAAUGACAAACGAGGAUUCUUCAAGUGUGUACGAGAACAUCAACUUUAAAAGCCCGCAGACGUCCUUCAGCAGUAACACGAGGAGGUAAAACCAGUGCUGCGGACCUCCACGUGUUUCUGCAAGCUUCUCUUGUCAGCAGAGGCCUCAUAUGCUGCCCGAAAUCCCUCCAGUGUCGAGGGAGGGGGGGGGGGGCGAGGGGGGUUGUCUGGAGCGCGGCGCACUGCCUAAACCCCACGAGCGUCCACACGGACUGUGGCGAGCGCGGACCCUCUCGAGUCGCUCCGGAGUUAAACCUCCAAGAACAAGGAGGACUUGUCACGCAUUGCGCCCGCCCCCUCUUUCCUACAGCUCUGCUGCUGCCUCCAAAGCCUUCCCCUCUCUUAAUCAGCGAAAGUGCCUUGUUGUCUGUAAUCAAGCUUUCACAUCUCUGCUCUUACUUGGAAAGAUGAGCGUUCAAGCAGGGGUCGUGCCACCACAAAAAUGUCGGCUUGGAGCCAAGAAAAGGUCAACGCGAGGUCAACUCAGACAUGCUAAGCCGAAGCUGCUGCUGUUUUUCAGGCAUCUCAUAAACACGGACCGCGGCGCUAUCUGUCUUAUUCACAAACCAUCAACAUAUGUUCUUGUAUUGUUUCUUCUCAUUUUUGUAUCCCACUGAAAUUUUAUUUGUGAUCGUUCGUUGAAAGGAUUUAUGUGCAAACGAGAUCACUGUUUUAUUUGGAACUGGUUAAGAGUUUGUGUUUGUCAGCACCGAAUAUCUCAGCAUGGUCCAAAAAUGGUACCUGACAAAAUAUAAGCUCAUGUACUGUAAUUUACAAAAGCCCAUUAUGGCCACACGGGAAAGAAAGUCAGAAUGCAUAAAAUACUAUGAGAAGAUCAUUUUUGGGAGAAUAACGUUGUAAUUGUGAGAAUAGUAGUGUCUAAAUGCUAUCUAUAUUAUUAUUAAUGUAAUCAUAAUAUGACUAUGAAAAAAAAGGUCAUUUUACUAGACCAAUAAAUUCAUAUUAUGAGGGGGAAAAAAUAAGAAUUACAUGGAAAAAUACAUAUCAUGUGGGGAUGUCUUAACAUGAUAAAAGAUCAUUUCAUACAUUUCAAAUACUGAACUGUAAUAUUAUGAGGAAAAAGUCGGUAGAUGGGAAAAAAAUAACUACAAUUGUAAUAUUACAUGGAAAUUUUUCUCAUUUUAAAAUACCAUAUGAAAAGAAUAUGUACUGUAAUAAGGUCCUUUCAUUAUAAAAAAAAACCCAAUCAUUACUGUCAUAGUAAUAUUUAAAAAAACAUUUUGAUUGUGCGCAUAAAGAGAUUUGAUUGAUAGGACAAGAAAAAAAGUCAUAAUUUCAUGAGGAAAAAAUCCCAACAUCACGAGAUUUGUUUGUGAGAAUAAAGACAUACUAUUACAAGAGUAAAGUUGCAGUAUUACCAGAAAAGAGCUAUUUUGCAAGAAUAAAAAUUUUUGACUUUGAAAAAAAAAAAAAAGUGUAAUUUUCUGAUAAUGAAGAUGUGACAUCCCUAAUUAUAAAUGUAUACCUGCGGUAAAAUGAGGACUGGUGAAAAUCUUGUCAAGUUAGACUUUCUGGCACGUUUGACCUUUUUUUUUGUUUUGUUUUGUUUUCAGUGUGGUCCUACACUCGUUAGAUCAUAGCCAAUAAUCGUCAGGCAGAAAUGAGGCGAAGAUUCCUGAAUCAGAAGUAGCAAUCUCUGGACUUUGUUUGAAUUGCUGUCCUUGUUAAUCGUCAAGUCUGAUGCGCUUCAACAUCUGCCCCGGGAGAGAGGGUCACAAGGAGACGAGGGAAAAGGGACGGCGAUUACGGCGCACCAGAUGGCCAAGAUUGAAGAAUAGAUUUGUCUCCAAAAAGUAAUUUAGACAAGGGCUGUAAUCCAGGCUUGAUGGCGUACGGCCACAUCACUGAUGCGAUAAGGAGCCGUCGGAGCGCUGAACCCUGCGUGCCGUGAGCUAUUUUUAGCCUCUGCCAAAAUAUCCUCGUCAAAAACAAUUGCAACCAUGUUAGUGGGACGUGACCCGGCUUGUGUGAAAAGUCAUGAAGAGCUCAACGUCUGUCAAAGAGAGAGUCAAGCUAACUUCAAGGAUCAAUUCCUCGAAUUUGGAUCAACACCAAAUUAGACAGUUGCCCACCGUGUCUGGAUAUUGUCAUUAAAAUUCGGACUUAAUGGCUAAGAAAAAGAAUUAGCGCUCAGGCCGUCCACAAGGUUUUUCUUCAAAAUGGUCAAGUCAUUUUGCAUAAUGCUAACUUUAAUGACUUGCUUGGCAGAGACCUCUACACUUGGCUUCCAACUCAAGCUCAAAAGUGAGCAGAAUUACUUGGGGGGGGGGGGUUUUUGUACGUAUUUCUCAUAUUUUUUUAAUUUAAUCUUAACUCACUUUCUUGACAUGAAUAGAGGUAAAGUAGAAAACCUGUUUAUCUGUGUUGUAACAUUUAGCCAGCAAAUCCAAUACAUCCAAAUAAUAUGAUAAAGCAGUUUUCCAAAGGCUCCCGUUUUACAUAACAAAAAUCUCUCAAGCAAAAGUGUCACAAUACAAUACUGAAUACUGAAAUAAGGAUGAUCCCGUCUCAAUUUUCUCACAAAUUGCCUUACUCGGUGAGCGUUCUGGGCCUGUUGAACACAAAACUGACGGCUUCUGUUGGCAACAGGUGGAUAUGCAGGUUAAUUGUACCGUCUAGCGUCUCAUGGGAGAGCAUUGAAUUCUUCUGCCUGUCGUUAUACGGCACAGAUAGAUGCAAAAAAUAUAGAUUUGUCAUUAGUAAUAAAUAAUAGAAUUUCAUGGCGAAAUGAAGUGAAAAUUGGAUUGCACACUAUUGUACCACAGCAUCCAGGUUGGCUUUUCACUGUGACACUGUCAGUCUCUGUUGGGGACUGAUUUACUAAGAUCUCAAAUAGCAGGAGCAGGUUUGCGGGAUCUAUUCAUAUUGCGACGUACUUGGCAACAGGUAUAACGGUGGCGGACACCGUCCUAUUUAAAUGAAGGUUUUGCGCAUGGAUCAUUUUUAAGUGCACCGCAAGCGCCAAAUUGAAGUUUGAAAUGAUGGAAGUGUUAGUGGAAGAGGCAGACAAACCGUGGAUAUAGCGCUACAAUAUUUAUCACCCCUUUUGAUCCACACACAAUUUGCAUAUUGAAAGAAUGUGUAUGUGCUUAGAAUUACAGUAUAAACUCUCUGUUUGAAAGGGGAAUAAGUCUCCUAUGAGCGCAUCUCUUCCACAGCAGCCCUGCCGGCCCUCGAUGUCGUGUGCCGUGGGAUUAGAGCCAUUUUGUCCUCUUUUUCAAGCUUUCUAAGUUUUCUUACUGUCUUUCACUGUCUACCGGCCCAUCAUUUCUUACAUUCUGUCAAGGCUGUCGAUGGAAAACACGUGGAUGCCGCUAAUGCUAAUCCAUCUCUUCUACCAAAUGAUGCAAAAAAGACAUAACACACACAUAGCACACUGCACAAAGAGCUUUUGUCGUGUUUUGUCCGUGGUGGGUUUAAAUGGGGCUGCUGUGGCUGCCGGGAACAUAAUGUAAAAUAAGGCGUAGAUCACGCAGUACCUCCAAAAUUGCAUUUUGUCUCGAUAAUUUUUGGUUUUGGCCUUUCAAAAACGUUCACAAAGAUCUAUUGUCUUAUUUUGCCGACGCGUCCUCCUCACAAUCACAGCAGUCAUUGUUAUACACAGCAGUGCAAAAUCAACCACCGCAAUUGUUCUCACAUUUUAUAAAUCACAUUGCGUGUGAUAAAUUGAUCUUUUUGCAUCUAUCUACUCCUCCCAAUAUUUUGUGCAUUUGGGUAGAAAUGCUGAAAAGGUCAUAUUCUACCAUGCAGGUGCACUCUCCCGUCCACUCAAAUCUGUCAUUUAUGCAUUCAUUCACCUCUGCAAUUGCAGAGCUUUCCUCUUCAAACAUUCUGCUGGCGGUAUAUUGUAGUAUAUUUUAUUUUAUUUUUUUGUUUUAUUUCAUAGUAAUGGCACAAUGGUGUGUUAUAUGUUAAAUCAUUUGUGUUUAUUUGAUCUAUGUUGGUUGUCAAAUAUGGUAAAGUUACUCUCCCGCAGUCUGUGGCAGAAGCUAGUUACAGAACAUUGCUGGUAUAGAACAGCACGCACACCCGCUUUUAUAUUGAUGGACAUACAAACAUGUGUUCAAGUCAUAAGCACUUUUUCUGACUAAAUGACUUUUCCUGCCUUUAUUUCAUACAGAAUAAAAUAAACUCAUUGGCGACGAAACAUCCGCUAUGGAAAUUAUUUUCAUAUUUAAAGUGUGCGAUAUUUUCCAAAUUGAUUUCUAUGGCAUUCACAAGUCUCUAGAAAACUCCAGGCUCCAUGAUUUACAGCCAGCCUCAGACUUCGAUGACUCACGCCUCUUAGACGGUUGCGCACACGUUUCCCGGUUACCUGGGUGGGUGUGCCAGAAGUCUGGACGGUAGAAUGCACGAAGCUGUAACGUGCGCAAGCCAGGCGCGUUAAAACAACGACACGAACGGGAGAAUAGGACCCCAAAUUAAUUGCGUGGCUUUUUUGCCCAUUUGGCAGUCCCAGUCCUGUGUGUGCCCGGUUAUUAAAUCAGCUUCUACUGUACAUCUCUUGGCAUGUAAAAUCGAGUUUGCACCCAUUUUUGUAUGAGCAAACCCUUGCUAAAUCAGGCCCUAAGUGUGAUCAAAUGAAGUGUCGAAGGUGGAGAAAAUAAUGAAUACUAUCUGACCCUAUGGUGCAGUCCCAUGAGAGCCUUAUUUUAAAAAUGAUCAAGUUGGUCGUGUGUGCUGCAUUCACAGUCACCUUGUCAUAUUUUGUUUGAAUUUAUUUUCUACAUUUGCUACAUUCAUGGCAUUGCUACCUAGUGUCUGUUAGAAUACAGUCCCUCCCCCUUUUCCCUCGAAACUGCGGGUUGUGUUCGCUCACUUAAUCGAGAAAUGGUUCGUUUUGUUGCUGUAUUUAUGAACUUUGUCACACUGUGGAUCCUUUUGCUUUGUUUCAUUUGUCUUUCACUUUGCCUCUUUCUUUAUGUUAUGUCGUAACAUCAAUACUUGAAAGUGUGAAACUGCUGAAUCUUGGACAAUUUAUUUAUUUUUUCUCAUUUAAAAAUGUUCAUGAUUUGAUUGUGUUUGUUUGAAUUUAUAUUAUUGUUGUUGUUAAGUUACCUCUGGCUCUGAUUUGAACCAGUGUACAUGGAGGUUUGCAGUGUACUUCUCUCUGCUAGUCCUCUCACUAUUUACUUGAAGAUGUUUGUUUUGGUUACUUGCUCCUCUUAUAUGUCUGAGGUGAGUCCUUUUUUGUUGUUCUUGCACUGGCUUCUGCUCAGAUGCCUUCUCGCUGUACAGGCCGCUUAGUGGCAACAAUCCGGUUUGUAACAAUAAACCUAUUGUACGUUA